This is a messenger RNA of Musca domestica (house fly), 929 nucleotides long. RefSeq names its product proteoglycan 4-like. The transcript has a single exon. Lineage: Eukaryota; Metazoa; Arthropoda; Insecta; Diptera; Muscidae. Bases 39 to 866 code for a protein of 275 amino acids. The record is from RefSeq and is a predicted model, not a curated record.
UCCAACCUAGAAGGCUUUGAAAAACUUUAGCUGCCAACAUGAAAUUACUAACUAUCGCCUGCCUUGCCAUCUUAAUGGUGGUUGUUGCUGGACAGGGUACGGCAACUGCGGCAACUGCGGCAACUUCGGCAACUACGGGAGCUGGUACGGGAACUGGUACGGGAACUGGUACAGCUGAACAUCCUCCAACAAGCCCUGGUCCUGCUGACCCUCCACCAGCAGAUCCAUCCCCGGCUGAUCCAUCACCUGCUGAUUCAUCCCCGGCUGUUCCAUCACCAGCUGAUCCAUCUCCAGCUGAUCCAACCCCUGCUGGUCCAACUCCAUCUGAUCCCACCCCCGCUGGUCCAACUCCUUCUGAUCCUUCUCCAGCACCUACUGAUGGUAGUCCAACACCAGUAACAACACCAAAACCCGUGUCAACUACUAAGAAGCCCACCGCAACAACAAAGAAACCAGCCACCACCAAAAGACCCGCAACCACCAAGAGGCCCGCAACCACCAAAAGACCCGCUACUACCAAGAAACCAGCAGUAAACAAAAAACCCGCAGGCAACAAAAAACCUGUUGCCAACAAAAAACCCGCAGGCAACAAGAAACCUGUUGCCAACAAAAAACCCGCAGGCAACAAGAAACCUGUUGCCAACAAGAAACCAGGAAACAAAAAGAAACCCGGAAAUAAAAAGAAUAAGAAGCCCGCCAAGAAUAAUAAGAAGAAGGGAAACAAGAAACAAAAGAACAAGAAAAAGAAGAACAAGAGGCCUGCCAAAAAGGGUAACAAGAAGAACAACAAAAAUCAAAAGAAGAAGAAUCAGAAGAAGAACCAAAAGAAGAAGAAUGCUAAAAAGCAAGCUAAUAGAAGCGGUUAAAUUACCGAUAAUCUGAAAUGGCAAUAAGAAAAUAUUGAUUUCUAUAAGAUUUAAUAUUUUUUC